AAGCCAAAUCUAAGCCACGACCAUGUAAAGCGAAUUCCCUCCCAGAUAUUUCCCUUUCCUUUCUCUUCCAACCUUUUCUGGUCGCAUAGUCAUGUCUGAGCGUACGGCCAUAGGUUUAACCAGCCCCAGCGCCGACGAAGAGCAGCCCUUGUUGGCUACACAAAAGCCACCUAGUUAUCGCGACGUUCCCGUAGAGAUCGACGUCGGUAGGAGUGAAAGUCCUGACGAAGAAAAUACCAUUGUCGUGGAUGUCGGGCGUGAUGUGGAACAGGAGCGGAAGAGGCAUUUCCGGAUUGUCGCGUUUUGGGUCGUGACCGGCGCAUUGGCGCUCGUUCUCGUAGGUGUCAUGGUCAAGGGAAUCUUGGACUCGGACGAUGUCGAAUUUGACCUUGGAAAGGCGCUGAAGAGUGCACUUGGAGGAGGACUUAGUGGUGCUGCAGCCAUGGUGCUUCAGGUUUUGACACUCAUGCCUCUACGGACAGUUAUGAACUAUCAAUACCGAUUCGGUGCCACCACCACUGGGGCCAUCAAGACAUUGUACCAUGAUGGAGGCUGGACACGAUACUACCAAGGUCUUAUCGCCGCCCUAGUACAAGGCCCCGUAUCACGGUUUGGCGACACUGCCGCUAACGCUGGCAUUCUUGCUCUACUCCAGUCCAAUACUUACAUGAACAAGCUGCCAUCGCUCCUCAAGACCGUUUUCGCCUCAGUCGCAGCUGCUUGCUUUAGGAUGAUAUUGACUCCCGUGGACACCGUCAAGACGACGAUGCAAACCCAAGGCAAGGCCGGAAUGGUUAUCCUUCGAGCUCGUGUUAAAAAAUACGGCAUUGGUUCACUGUGGUAUGGUGCAUUAGCUACUGCUGCUGCCACUUUCGUUGGCCACUAUCCGUGGUUUGGGACCUACAACUAUCUUGAUGCGAACCUCCCAUCUCCCGACAACAUCUUCCAAAAACUCGCACGUCAAGCAUUCAUCGGGUUUUGCGCCUCUGCUAUAUCUGAUACAGUCUCUAAUUCUCUACGCGUCAUUAAGACGUAUCGCCAAGUCAACGAGACGCGUAUUGGUUACGCAGACGCUGCCCGUGCGGUUGUUGCUGUGGACGGUAUAAAGGGGCUUUUUGGCCGCGGACUGAAGACCAGAAUCCUCGCCAACGGUUUACAAGGCUUAAUGUUUUCCAUUCUCUGGAAAUUGUUUUUGGAUCUGUGGAACGAGAAAACAAAAUAGGAGUCUUGUUCUCUCAGGAUGCUGUAUCAUAGUUACUUCUCCAGCUUGUGAUUCACUGGUCAAUAUAUGGGUUUGUUUCAUGGGAAACGACAUAAUACGAGCGAAUGGGACGAGAUGGGACGCGAGAG
Molecule: messenger RNA, 1350 nt
Organism: Serpula lacrymans var. lacrymans S7.9
Lineage: Eukaryota; Fungi; Basidiomycota; Agaricomycetes; Boletales; Serpulaceae
Exons: 8
Coding region: 92-1222 (376 amino acids)
Source: RefSeq, a predicted model, not a curated record